UGUCAAAGCUUGCGUUAUGAGAACGCAGGGAUCCUUCCAUUCUUCUUCUUGUUGCGCCUGCUUCUGUCGACUGCUGAAAUAUCUCUUUUCUGCUUCAACCACGUUUUGGUUAAGUUGUGAACAAUCAAAAUGUAUAACGUUGUUUCUAAAAAACGCCGGUUCGUUGCCAAUGGCAUGUUCCGUGCUGAAUUGAACGAGUUUCUGACUCGUGAGCUGGCUGAAGAUGGCUACUCGGGUGUGGAGGUCCGUGUGACCCCAACCAGAACCGAAAUUAUCAUUAUGGCCACCCGUACCCAGAACGUGUUGGGAGAGAAGGGUCGUCGCAUUCGCGAACUGACCGCUGUCGUCCAGAAGAGAUUCGGCUUCGCUCAAGGCACCGUUGAAUUGUACGCUGAAAAGGUCGCAACCCGUGGUCUAUGCGCUAUCGCUCAGGCUGAAUCCCUGAGAUAUAAGCUGAUCGGAGGUCUGGCUGUCCGUCGUGCCUGCUAUGGUGUGCUGCGAUUCAUCAUGGAAUCUGGUGCCAAGGGUUGCGAAGUCGUCGUUUCCGGCAAGCUGCGGGGUCAGCGUGCCAAGUCGAUGAAGUUCGUCGAUGGGCUCAUGAUCCAUUCUGGUGAUCCUUGCAACGAUUAUGUCGAUACCGCCACUCGUCACGUCUUGCUGCGCCAGGGUGUCCUCGGUAUCAAGGUCAAAAUCAUGCUGCCAUGGGAUCCAAAUGGCAAGAUUGGCCCGAAGAAGCCACUGCCAGACAAUGUGUCCGUUGUGGAGCCCAAGGACGAGAUUAUGUACUUGCAGCCUCGCAGCGAACCGAAGAACAAGCCGGUGCCCGAUAUGGUCGCCGAAGUGGUUGAACCUGUAGCAAGUUAAGCUUUUCCUUUGUAAUCGUUCCACAAGAAUCGCAAGAAUGGGGGAGUAAAUAUAUGGAUAGUGAGAUAAAAAAAACAAAA
Messenger RNA from Toxorhynchites rutilus septentrionalis, 944 nucleotides. It is a transcript of the gene RpS3, whose product is annotated as 40S ribosomal protein S3. Gene Ontology annotation, molecular function: structural constituent of ribosome; RNA binding. Gene Ontology annotation, cellular component: cytosolic small ribosomal subunit; nucleus. Gene Ontology annotation, biological process: positive regulation of apoptotic signaling pathway; translation. Lineage: Eukaryota; Metazoa; Arthropoda; Insecta; Diptera; Culicidae. The transcript is spliced from 3 exons. Bases 130 to 864 code for a protein of 244 amino acids. The record is from RefSeq and is a predicted model, not a curated record.